This is a messenger RNA of Paraglomus brasilianum, 306 nucleotides long. The record is from the annotation of a GenBank genome assembly. Lineage: Eukaryota; Fungi; Glomeromycota; Glomeromycetes; Paraglomerales; Paraglomeraceae.
AUGGAUGGUGUUUAUGAGCAUACAUGUGAGAACAAUGAAUAUGAGAGUGAAUAUGAGAGUGAAUAUAAGGAAGAUGAGAGUGGUGAUCAAGCCCAAGAAAAUGAAGAAAUGGAUGCAGAUGAGUCAGAUAUUGAGGAAGUAUUGGUUGAUGAUGAAUAUAGGGAAGAUGAAAGUGAGAGUGCAGCUCAAGAAAUAGAUACAGGAGAGGAUUCAGACAUUGAGGAAAUAUUGGUUGAUGAGAGAGAGAAAUCCUUUAAAGGCUUUUCAGGGGAUUAUGGCCUUACUACCCAAACUUUACUUCAAUGA